AUGACUCGAAUACCGCUUCACUCAAUAAAAAGUUGUUAUAACUUACUUAUUAUCACUAUAAUUAUUUUUUCAUUCGUUUCAUACUCACAACAACUAGAAACGACAAUAGAGGAUAAGCCACAAAUCAGAAAAAGAGAUUACGACAAAAGAUUUUAUUAUGCAAUAGAGGUAGCGAAUGAUCUCAUCAUUACCCCAAAAGAUGUAGAGAAUCUACUAAAUAUAAAACACGAGGGAAGAAUUGGUGAACUUGAUAAUUAUCAUUUGUUUAGCUCAGCAAAAGAAGAUGUAACAAUUGAACAUUACGAUAAACGCUUUUCGCAUCUUGCCGAGGAUAAUGAUCGUGUGUUAAAAAGGUUUAACGAGUUGAGAGAACUUCGAAAAGGAGAUUUGGGAUCAUCAACUAUUAAUAAACGAUCUCUUGAAAUCAUUGAUGGAAUAUUAAGCGUGGACAAACAAAUACUUAGAAAAAGACACAAACGAGUACCACUUCCACCACCUACUCCAUCACCAACAGAUAAUUCUCAUAAAUUCCUGGAUCCAGAUGAAAUUGGACAUGAUAUUAAUGUUACGGGCAUAUGGAAAGAAGGAAUAACGGGCAAAGGAGUUGUUGCUGCUAUUGUAGAUGAUGGAUUGGACAUGUAUAGUGAAGAUUUGGCUGAUAAUUUUUACGCAGAAGGAUCAUAUGAUUUCAAUGAUCAUAAUCCACUACCAAAACCUCGUUUAAUUGAUGAUACGCAUGGAACAAGAUGUGCCGGAGAAAUAGCUGCCGUGAAAAACAGUGUAUGUGGUAUUGGUAUUGCUCCAGAUGUCAAAAUAGCAGAUGCUGAUGAAGCGGAGGCUUUGAAUUAUAAAUUCCAAAAGAAUGACAUAUAUUCAUGUAGUUGGGGACCACCUGAUGAUGGGCAGUCGGCAGAGGCACCUCAAGGUGUGAUACUUAAAGCGAUAGUAAAAGGAAUAGAAAAGGGUCGUGGCGGAAAAGGAAGCUUGUUCGUUUUUGCAUCCGGUAAUGGAGGUGCCAAUGAUGAUAACUGUAAUUAUGAUGGCUACACCAACAGUAUAUACACAUUAACUGUUGGAGCUGUUGAUCGUAAGCAUGUACUCCCCUACUAUGCCGAAAGAUGUACUGCCUUAUUAAUCACUACUUAUAGUAGUGGCAGUGGAAGUUAUAUUUAUACAACUGAUGUGGGCGUUAAGAAAUGUACAAAUUUGCAUGGUGGUACAUCUGCAGCUGCACCAAUUGCAGCCGGGGUUUUUUCAUUAGUAUUGCAAAUAAGGCCUGAUCUUACAUGGAGAGAUAUGCAAUACCUAGUAUUGAAUAGUGCAAUGACAUUUAAUUUAGAGGAUCCUGAUUGGCAACUAACCAAAGCAGGGCGACUUUACAAUUAUAAAUUUGGAUAUGGAAAGUUGGAUGCAUAUACUUUGAUCCAGAAUGCAAAAACAUAUAAACUAUUGAAUCCACAGGUUAACAUUGAGAUGCCAAUAAUUAACGUUACUAAACCUAUACCAAUGAAUCAAGAAGGAAUUAUUAGUAAGGUGGUUGUGAAGAAAUCAGAUGUUGACAAAGCAAAUAUGAAAAGAUUGGAACAUGUAACUGUGACUAUUAAUGUUAUUCAUGAGAGAAGAGGUGAUAUAGAGGUUGAUUUGAUAAGUCCAAAUGGUAUUGUUUCUACCAUUGGAUUACCAAGGAUGUAUGAUGAAAAUAUCGGUGGACUUAAUAAUUGGACAUUUAUGAGCGUUAAACAUUGGUUAGUAAGAAAUCCAAAAUUUAAUGGAAUAUUUGUAGAUUGGAUGUUGAAAUUAUGGGGCGAAAGAACUGAUAAUAAUGAAAGUGGCAAAAAUAGUAGUGAUACCAACAAUAAUUCAGAUAAAACCUCUACUACAAUAAUAACCAAUACCACCCCUUCAAGCAUUGCAGAUGAUGACAAUAAUAAGAUAUCAACAUCUACAAUACCAUCAUCACCACCAGUAAAUGAUGACGAUAAUAAGAUAUCAACAACAAACAAUCCUAUUUCAACAGAAACACAACCGGCUACUACAAAUGCAGCUGAUAACAACAACGAUGAUAGUAGCAGCAGUAGUAGUAACAGCAUCAAUAGUAAUUGGAUUUGGGGUAUUGGAGUAGUUAUGGCGUUUACAUUGGCAUAUAUGGUUUAUGCGACUAGGAAAUGGUAUUGGGAUGAUGUGAAGAAAAUAGUAUCUGAAGUAUUCUCUAGGAGAACAUAUGCAUCGGUGUUACGACAGCCAUCUGAUCGAACAUCUAAUGAUGAGGAUGGUGACCUUAUUCCAUUGACAAGAGGCAAUAAACAAUUCACGACAUCAAGAGAAUUAAAAUGA
Entrophospora sp. SA101 is the source of this 2334-nucleotide messenger RNA. The record is from the annotation of a GenBank genome assembly. Lineage: Eukaryota; Fungi; Glomeromycota; Glomeromycetes; Entrophosporales; Entrophosporaceae.